AACACUUUCGAUUAGACAUCGUACCCAGCGCCGCGAGAGGUCAGAGAUAAGAGUUCACAAAUCGCCUAAGUGACUAAGUCUGGCUGAUACUAAAUGGAGAAUAGUCUUAUCAGUCGUCCAGGACAGCCAAUGGGGGAGACCGAAUGCAUUCCAGUGGCCCUCGCCCCUGACCAAAACCCUUGGCUUUGUAGUGGAUUUCGGUCAAGGUUCAAGCCACUAACUUUGCGGUUUUGGGCUCCAACCGAGCGGGAAGUGGCAUUAUUGGAAGUCUUCCAGGAACCCUUCCCUUCCAUUCAGUUUUCUUUUCUCCGAACCGCCCGACCCAAGUACCGCCUCGGAUGAAACUCGCAUCGGGACCCUCAUCGGACAUUCUCAAUCACGUGUGCGCCAACACAUCCCGCCCGUCCACCUGCACACUAGGGCUUCACGCACAACAAGCCUACUCCGAUCAGAUACUUCAUACUCGUACUGCCACCUGCCUCCUCAACUGCUAUCUCAGAACUAACCAAGUCACACAGUACUGGGUACUGGGUUCUACAUGGUCCCAAUACCAGCCCUGUAUGACCACGCUUUUCUCACAUGAAAAGUUGCCACCCGACCGAAGAAGCACAACUGCAACCAUACGCCUAGGCUACUAGGAUCAGAUAGCAGCGUGCCUUUGCCAGAUACGAAGCCACCGAAUCUAAGUGACUUCAUUCCAAGCUUCUUAGUACUUGCCCCUAUCUCUUUAAGCCCAAGGCCAAUAAGACCAGCACUCUCGCACCGCAAAUAUACCGGAAAAGCAAAAUCAGCAGGACGGCCUCUCCGUGUCUCUUCGUAUUAGAAUAUCAAGACGCUCAUCAACUGAUGGAAUAUUAGAUUUGCCAGAUGUUGAGAUUAAUCAGGGAGAAAAACUGUAAUCAAAAGAACAACUCGGAAAUUGCCAGACAACGGAUUUCUCCUGGAUAGGAGACAAAACAUCACGCCGUCGAUGUUUAUUGAAAAGAAUUAUUGACACACGCUCUAAUUGUUUCGAGCGGUCAUUCCAGAACUCAUUGGUAGGUACCACAUUUAGCUGGGUGACGAGAUCAUCCACGAUCUCAUAGAUCUUUGGACGUUCCUAUUAGGACCAAGUGCCUAUCCAGAUUCACAGUCUGUCUGGAAACUUGAUGCGUCACCAGCAAAGAAUUGCGUGAAAGAAAACCGCGAAAGAUCAAAAUAUUGUGUUUGAAAAAACAGAGCGAAUGUUUUGGUUGCCCCCUUGGGGCAUCCUAAUUGAGGAACCCAAAACCCUGAGGUCAAUUUAUGCAACGUUGAGAUAUCAAUCGGUUCCAAUUGGGACUCUGUUGCCAGGAGCGAAAAGGGAAGAGAAACAAAAGAGAAGCCUGAAGGCAUUGCGAGCCUAAGGUUCAAUCACGAGGCUGUAACCAGCCUCGUCUCAGCGAACUUGACAGCCUCCCCCCAGCCUCACACUCUCAGAGCCUUGACCUUUGUGCGCCAAUUUCAGUAGAGUGUUGGGCUUUCCCUGGCUUUUAGUAUUACAGAGUCUUGCUCUGGCAGGUUUUUCGUGGCCCCCGCGGCUGUGAGCGCAGCGUGUAUCCUGCCACGUGGAAAUUGCUUGUGAGGAUACAGAUGCUAACCGACCCAGCCCCCAAACAAAAGCUUACCCCUUAAAUAGCCGAAAAGCCACAACAAAACAACAUCAUGGAUAACCAAACGCAGGAAGAAGUUGGAGAAAUGCAGGAUGAAGAGUAAGUAAAAAUCACUUGGUAGUUUUGAAGUAGUCUAUCAAUGGGUUGGUCUUUCAUAGUUAGGCGGCACUUUGCCUAAUUUGGAAGCACGUGGCUUUAUUUCCCUUUCCCUCUCCCAGGUCCCCUCCCGCCUUGAACCAAAACAACCUCCCAACUGCGUAAUACAGACCACCUUCCUCGAAACUAUCUGCUCAUACAAUACCAGGGCCAUGUAUCCUCCCAAGCGCAACUUCAAAGAGGUCGAUAUCGGCGCAUUCAACCGUCAAUAUUCUAAAGAACGCGUAAGGCAGCAAUUUUCCUUCGAGAUCACUGAAAGUUGACGUCCUCUAGUUUCCGCCAAAGGCUGGCUCUCCACCAGAGAGACCGGCGACUGCCAGAUGGAGAUUGAACUUGUGCGCGCUAUCUCAGAGAUUCAAUGUAAGUUUGGUUUGAAUAUCAUUGAACUAAUGCUGACAUCGAUCUCCAAAGCUGUACUUUGUGGUUUGCGGAGACGAAAUUCAUGUCACCACCCCAAAGAAUGUUAAACACAAGCUUCCAGGUCAACCAGAUGCUCGAAUCUCCAUUCCACAGACAGUUGGCGAGGGCAUGACGGAGGGCCAUAUUGACCAGGAGCAUCCACACUACGCUAAUCACAUCAUUUGUGGAGACUUGGGUACUGAGGAAAUCAUCCUCUUGUCUUGUGAUGACGGCGAUGUUGUCGCGUUCUACACAUUUGCCAUAUACAACCGAGUCAAAGCAUUGGGUAGAACGCUCGGUGAAAGCCCAGUUCUCGACAUCAAGCCGUAAGUUCCUUUUUCCCCUUCCUGCGCAAUCAUGCUAAGUCUAUUAGAUUAUUUCACUCCAAUGUUGGUAUCAGCGCAUGGGGCUUGGCGAUUCACCAGAAAUCUCGACUCAUUGCAGUCUCUACAAAUAGUCACGAGGUACAACUCUUCGGCUUUGCUACACAAUCGAAGUCUCCGCUGUAUGGCGAGGGGGGGGUUUAUGUCGAGACACAACUUUCAUCUGAACUAUUUGAAGAUCUCGGGCCAAUCUCACCAUUAUCAGCGGAUGAUCAAAGAUAUAAUGGCUAUAGAUUCGUAUAUCAAAUGGGCCAAAGAGCAAACAAUAUUCCGAGUAUCACAUUCGUAAGCAACGAAGAUGGGGAUGCCGAAUUGAUUCUUGCGUCAGACAUUGUUGGUCACUUGGUAAGCUUUCAGUCUAUGUUCCUCUCUACACGAAACGGUUCUAACUAUUCCUAGUGGCAAGUCAAGCUAUGGGGUACUCGAAGACAGGACCGCGCCGAGCUUCUCUCAGGUACUGGUCCCUAUGAUGGCGAAUGGUAAGUUAUCAAUUCUUUCUCCUACACAAUCGGAUCGUUGCUGAUGUUCCAGGGGCUGGUGUGUUCUGGUUUUGCCCAUUGAUUCCUUCAAAUGUGAGCCGACCCCACUAAAGGCCUUCGGAAUCGUUGAUCUAGUCAACGCGAUGACCUUCAUGGGCGACGACCAACGGGUAUUUGUAUACGUCAACGAGAGCGUAUACAGAAUCAUCGACCAAACUACCGGAAUCCGUAAGAACGUUCCAGGAAUGUUUCCGGUAGAGAAGUUACCAGCAGACGACUCUGAUAUCGAACAUGAUCAUGAUGAGGAGGAAACGACCAUGCCCAUCCGUAGUCCUACCCCCUACCCGUCUACAAGAGUCGAGGAAAUAGGAUUGAAAGUAAAGGAAGACGACCUAACACGCAAAAACGAGAUCUUCCGUUACAUGGUCAACGUCCUCCCUUCAGGAACCACCGAGGACGGAUCCUUUGAAACCUUCAUCCAAGACGCAAAGCUACGGAUCCUCGGCGAACCCUUCGAACUUCCCAAGACCGACGCCCAACUCACGGAGCCAGACCACACACCGGAGGGCCUGGAGGCCUCCAAAAAAAGACUCCCAAACGGCUGCGCAAUCCUCCGCACCUACAACCGCGCCAUCGAACUUAUCCCCCCCGUCCCCGGCAUCCCCAACACCAUCUUCACCUCCGUUCUCCAGCACCCCCUCGGACCCCGCCCUCCUCGUCCCGCGCACCUGGAGCGCAGCCACCGGCUCAACAUGUACGCCUUCAUCCCGGAGCUGAGCCUCGUCGUCGUCGCCAGCCAGGCGGGCGAAGCGGUCGUCAUCUCGCUUACCAAGCUGCCCCGCGGCUUCUCCAAGUGGGGCGAGGUGUGUCUGUUUCGUGUCGAGUAUUACCUGCCGUUUAUUCGGCAUCUGGCGCCUCCGGGCCAGAGAAGACCGCUUUUGGGGGUUGCGGCGUCGAGGGUGCCGGUUGCGGGGGGGUUUGGGGGGAUGGGUGGAUUAGGGGAGGGGGGAAGUGGGGAGAGGUGGAGGAUUUUGAUGCAUUUUGAGGAUCAUGGGGUUGUUAGUUAUGAGGUUUGGAGGGGGGCGGGGAGUAAUGUAAUGCUUGUUUGA
Hymenoscyphus albidus is the source of this 4157-nucleotide messenger RNA. Lineage: Eukaryota; Fungi; Ascomycota; Leotiomycetes; Helotiales; Helotiaceae. The record is from the annotation of a GenBank genome assembly.